Mytilus californianus (California mussel) is the source of this 2083-nucleotide messenger RNA. RefSeq lists its product as uncharacterized. NCBI's taxonomy places the organism in Eukaryota, Metazoa, Mollusca, Bivalvia, Mytilida, Mytilidae. The transcript has 2 exons. The record is from RefSeq and is a predicted model, not a curated record.
CUGUCAUACCUGUGUGGCCCGGUAACUAGCAGUAUGGAAAACAAUCUAUAAAAUGUAAUAUUGCAGAAAGGGGGCGUGGCAAUCAUGUAAACAAAUAAAGUGAUGGAAGACGAAGUUGUUGCGGACAUAGUGUCUUCUCUUAAAGAACUAAAUGAUAAAGAAGAGCAGUUGAUUAAAUAUAGUAGAGACAUUUUGAGAGAGGAAAAUGGUUUUUCAGUAUUCGUAGAUGACAAGAUAAAGAAACUGUUCAGUCUUGCGUUUGUUUACAAAAAUGUUUUCCAAAAGCAUAACGUUAAAACAAAGGAGGAAUUUGAACGAUUGAUUAGAAAAUAUUUUAGGCAUUCAGAUGUUAGAGACUUACACGAUGAAUUAGUUGACACUGAGGAUGAAUGGGAUUCUAUCCUUAAAGACCUUGAUCAAAGAAUGGGUGCUUUGUCUAAUGGAAAAGUAUUAAGUAUUGGAGAUAAAUCACCUGUUGAUGCUGAGCUGGUGGAUGCACGCUCAGGUAAAGCUACUUCCAUAAAUCAGUUCUUAACAGGAGGAAAGCACAUUGUUCUGGUUUUACUUAGACAUUUCGCGUGAUUACCAUGACGAAAUCACGUUGCACAGCUUGAAGAAGCCAUAGAUGACAUUACAAAAGCAAACGGGUCAGUAAUUCUUAUUUCAUUUGGACUAAAAGAAGGUGCGGAAAAGUGGUUAGAAGAAACAAAGUCGAGUUUCCCGAUGCUUUUGGAUACUGAAAGACGCAUAUAUUUAGCGUUUGGUCUUCCAAGAUCGGUAGCAAAAGUGUGGGGUGUUGGUAGUAUGGUAUACUAUGCUGAGAAGAUGACACAGGGUAUACCACUACCGAAACCUUAUGAAAACAUCCAUGACGAUGCAAUCCAGAUGGGAGGCGAUUUCAUUAUAAAUAAAAAUGGAGAUGUUACCUUUUUGUAUUGCAGUAAAAAUUCGAGCGAUAGACCAUUAAUUCCAACGUUGCUUGAAGCUCUUAAAGAUUGUGAGAAAUAAAUGUGACAAAACUAAGUUUACAACCAAAUUGCUGGACUUUAAUAUAGUAUUUGAUUAUCGACAAGAAAGUGUAUGAUAGUUAUAGCUGAAAACAGAGCAUGUUGGCUUUAGCUGGAUCGAACUUCUUGUCAUCAUAUGCUUAAAUUCCGUAUUUUGUUGUGUUUUAGCAGUUACAUAAUUAUUGUUUAUUCAUUGAUUUAUAAAUUGUAUAUGGUCCAAGGACACAGUUAUCGUCCUUUGGUUUUCGUUGUGUACGAAUAUAGUCCCUAGUGUGAACAGUGUAUAACUUGCAUUUUUUUUUAUACAUUUUCCAAUUUAUUUCUUGAUAUAUUAUGCAUUAAAUGUUAAGUAAGGGGAUGAAAUUACAUGUUAAAAAAAAUUUGGGUGCUGAAUCUUUAUGUUAAGUAGUGAUUUGGUCCAGUUAAAAAAGGUCAAAAAUUAGAAUGUCUGAAGCUGUCAAACUGAAUUUUAGCCCCCCUUAACACAGAAUUGUCAAUAUUUUGAGUUAGAGCUGGUAGAAGUUUCUAUAAUUUUGAUAUUAUUUGUAUCAAUAGUAGUAUACUACACUGUAAACAUCUUUUUGAGAUAGAGCAGGACUGGUGCGAUUUUUUUAAUUUGAAUUUAUUGUCUAAAAGAAAUGCACUACGAAAUAACUGUGUUCUCGGGCUAUAUGUGGCUGCCAAUGCUUUUUUUUUUUUUUUUUUUUAUUAAUUUCUUACAGCAUUACUAAGUUAACACACUUUUGCAGUUCGACUAUAUGACAAUAAGAAAUACGAUAAAACAAUAUAGCGUCGUGUCAUAAUACAACAUGAAUUCGCUCAUUUGCAUUACAUGACUUCAAUCCCCUAUUGUUUUAUGACAGCAAAUAUUUGUUUCCUUAUAAUAAUAAAUCCAUAAAGAAAAUACUUCUGAAUUGAAGGGGUGUACGAGCCAAGUAUUAACAAAUUAGUACACAUUUUAUGUUGUAAAUGAUAAACUUAUUGAACUGGACUAACAUAGUUACUUUUUAUUCCAUUUUUUAUAACUUUAAUUGAUGAUUUAAAAUGUCAGAAUACAAAUACAUAUGUUCAAACUC